AUGGUUUCGAUAAUAACCAAGCUCGUUUUUGACCUUGGUGGCAAGACUCUUGUUUCGCUGGCACCAGACAAUAACACCUUGUGUGUAGCCAAUAAAAAUGGGUUAACCAAGAUUCUGAAGACGAAUAACCCAGAAGAGGAGCCAGAAACGCUAGACUCUUCAAAAUCAGUUUCUUCUAUCAGAUGCUAUUCCAACUCUUUCUUUUUGAUGACUACGAUGCAAGGUGAUGCGCUAAAAUAUAGUAUUGAUUCUACCCAGGAAGAGCUUCUGGCUAGGUUUGCGCUGCCCUUACGCGACUGUUGUGUGAUCCAUUCAGGUAAGAUGGGUGUGUUCGGAGGAGACGAUUUAGAAUUGAUUCUUUUGGAAUUGGAUGAUAAAUCGCAUAAAAAGCAUACUAUUAAAAUCGAUGAACAAAUUUCUCAGAUUUCAUACAAUUCCCAAAUGAAUAUUUUAGCUGUUUCGAUGAUAAAUGGUAGAGUUCAACUUUUUUCCCUAACAUCUACCAUCCCGAAUAAAGUCCAUGAGUUAAGUGAUUACAUUGUAGCUAAUUCAUACGAUGAUACCCACAGAGAUAAGAUACUUUCAAAUAUGAUGGAUGAUAUUGAUAAGGGCAGCGAUGAUGAUUUGGAUGAGGCAAUUGACUCAAAUGAGAACAAUAUCACCGAUCCAGAAUUUUGCGCUUUUAAUAGAAUUUGUACAAGGGUAGCAUGGCACCCAAAGGGUUUACAUUUUGCAUUACCAUGUUCAGAUGAUACGGUAAAAAUAUUCACCAUAAAAGGAUAUUCCUUGCAAAAGACACUGACGACGAAUUAUUCUUCAGCGAAGGCUCAUUUUAUCGAUUUACAGUUCGAUCCGUUACGCGGAACUUAUAUCGCAGCGGUUGAUUUAAAUAACAAGCUUACCGUAUGGAAUUGGGAAACUUCGGAAAUCCACUACACAAAGGAAUUUAAGCAGAAAUUAACAAAUUUUGCCUGGAAAAUUCAACCAGAUUCAAAGACUUUAGAUGUCGUUUUAGGCACCUGGUGCGGUAGCAUAGUUACUGUCCAAGAUUUAGCAGAGUCCGUUAUGUCAAAUAUGCCUGACCAAUCCGUGACUGAAUCUUCAACAAAGCAAGGACUUUUCGUCAACUCUGAUUCUGACUUGGAAAACUUAGAAGAUGAUAGUACCGCAGAAAAAAGCGACAAGUUGUUUUCGGAUGUUGCUCAAGAAGCAAAUUCGGAAGACGUCUUCACCCAAAAGCACGAUGAUCCAAGCGGAUUAAAUGGAAAGAGAAAGUACAACUUUGAAGAUGAAGAAGAUUUUAUUGACGACGAUGAUGGCGCCGGUUAUACCAGUGGUAAAAAUCCACAUAAUGACUCUUCGCAUCUCAAAACACAUAAAAAUUACACGUUACCAAUCAGUUUGGCAAGCACAGCAAGGUUUCGUUAUAGGCCGUUUUCCCCGGCAGGAACACCAUUUGGAUUCACCGAUAGACGUUACUUGACAAUGAAUGAAGUUGGUUAUGUAUCUACUGUCAAAAAUAGUGAGCAAUAUAGUAUAACAGUUUCUUUUUUUGACGUUGGUCGUUUUCGGGAAUACCACUUCGAAGAUUUGUUUGGUUACGACUUAUGUUUCUUAAAUGAAAAGGGCACUCUUUUUGGUCAAUCCAAGACCGGGCAGAUACAGUACAGGCCGCACGAUACCAUACGUUCAAAUUGGUCUAAGAUCAUUCCUUUACAAUCUGGUGAGAGAAUAACAAGUGUGGCAGCUACUCCAGUUCGCGUUAUUGUUGGUACUUCCUUAGGCUAUUUUAGAAGCUUUAAUCAAUUUGGGGUUCCCUUUACCAUUGAAAAGACAUCCCCAAUUGUAGCACUGACCGCUCAGGAUUAUAGAGUUUUCUCAGUGCAUUAUUCACAGUUUCAUGGACUUUCAUACUCUUUAUUUGAGUUGAGUACCUCUACUAGAAAGUGCUAUCAAAGAGAACGUCCACUUCCAAUAAGUUUACCAAACGUUAAUCCCGAUUUAAAAAAAGAGACAAAUUUUGACUUCUACAGCUUCAAUCCGAUGGGUAUAAAAAGUUUGUUCUUUUCAAGCUAUGGCGAUCCAUGUAUUUUUGGUUUUGACAACACACUGCUUUUAUUAUCAAAAUGGAGAUCAUUCGAGGAAAGUAGAUGGUUGCCUGUUCUUGACAGCAGUAUGGAAAUAUGGAAAAUGUCAGGAGGAAAGGAAACGAGAGAUAUACACGUUUGGCCAUUAAGUUUGACGUAUGACACAUUGAACUGUAUUCUAGUUAAGGGUAAGCAUAUAUGGCCUGAAUUUCCUCUACCUCUACCAUCUGAAAUGGAGAUUAGAAUGCCGGUUCUUGUCAAGAGUAAAUUACUGGAGGAAAAGAAAGCUAUGUUAAACAAAAAGAAUAAGCUGGAAGUUGAUGCACAAGAAAAUGAGGAGGAAGAUGAUAAAGAAAUACACAUCCCUAUUCCAAUGGCUGCGGAAGAAGAAUACUUGCGUUCCAAAGUUUUGUCAGAAUUAUUGACAGAUACACUGGAAAAUGAUGGUGAAAUGUACGGAAACGAAAAUGAGGUAUUAGCGGCAUUAAAUGGUGCCUACGAUAAGGCCCUACUACGUUUAUUUGCAUCUGCAUGCUCAGACCAAAAUGUUGAAAAGGCCCUUUCACUAGCUCACGAAUUAAAGCAAGACAGAGCACUUAAUGCAGCCGCCAAAAUAUCAGAAAGAGCUGCACUGAGCUCCCUUGUUAAACGAAUCAAUGAUAUAAGGGAAGCCAGAUAUGAAAAGAAUCAAAAUAACAUGUAA
This is a messenger RNA of Saccharomyces kudriavzevii IFO 1802, 2790 nucleotides long. It is a transcript of the gene CTF4, whose product is annotated as chromatin-binding protein CTF4. Gene Ontology annotation, molecular function: protein binding; chromatin binding. Gene Ontology annotation, cellular component: nuclear replication fork. The record is from RefSeq and is a predicted model, not a curated record. NCBI's taxonomy places the organism in Eukaryota, Fungi, Ascomycota, Saccharomycetes, Saccharomycetales, Saccharomycetaceae. Bases 1 to 2790 code for a protein of 929 amino acids. Gene Ontology annotation, biological process: mitotic cell cycle; DNA repair; DNA-templated DNA replication. The transcript has a single exon.